GUAGUGAAGGAAGCAGAGAGAGAGAGAGAAAGAGAGCGAAACCAAACCAAAAUCCCCAUUUCUUCAUUCUCUUAUCUCCUUUUCUCUUUCUCUUUGCCCUUCUUCUUCAAACCCAAAAUGCCAGCCCUCGCGGCGCAUACCCAUCUCCCCACUUCCACAAAUUUCCCCAACUCACCGGCUUCCCGCCGCACUCGCCGGAUUCCGCCCCAAAUCGCCGCUUCUACCAACCCCCAUCUUCCCACCUUCAAAUGCCAUCUAUCUUCUUCUUCCCAAACCCCACAACCCAUUCAAUCCACCCCCUCAAAACCCCACCUCAAAUCCAUCGCUAAAGCCCUUGCUCUGUCCUCCUCUGUCACCCUUGUUCUCAAAUUCUGUUCGUUUCUUGGGAAUGGGGAUGGAAACUUUGGUGGGGGUGGUGGAUUUGGCGGUGGAGGUGGUGGUGGCGGUGGAGACAGUGGUGGGUUUUGGAGGAAAUUCUUUUCCCCUGCUGCAUUGGCUGACGAGCCUCAGAAUCAGGAAUGGGAUUCUCAUGGUUUGCCUGCUAACAUUGUUGUGCAGCUCAAUAAGCUUAGUGGGUUUAAGAAAUAUAAGGUUUCUGAUAUUCUUUUCUUUGACCGCCGGAGGGGAAUCACCGUUGGUACCGAGGACUCGUUUUUUGAGAUGGUUUCUUUGAGACCUGGCGGGAUUUACACUAAGGCUCAGCUUCAGAAAGAGCUGGAAACUCUUGCGACUUGUGGGAUGUUUGAGAAGGUUGAUUUGGAAGGGAAAACUAACGCUGAUGGUACUCUUGGUGUCACAAUUUCGUUCACUGAAAGUACUUGGCAGUCCGCCGAUAAGUUCAGAUGUAUCAAUGUUGGUUUGAUGCAACAGUCGAAGCCAGUGGAAAUGGACGCCGAUAUGACGGACAAGGAGAAGCUUGAGUAUUUUAGGAACCAAGAGAAGGAUUACAAGAGGAGAAUUGAGAGGGCAAGACCAUGUUUGUUGCCAAUGCCAGUGUACAGGGAGGUGCUUCAGAUGUUGAGAGAACAGGGGAAGGUCAGUGCGAGGCUUUUGCAGAAGAUUCGGGAUAGGGUUCAGAAAUGGUACCAUGAUGAAGGGUAUGCUUGCGCUCAGGUGGUGAAUUUUGGGAAUUUGAAUACCAAGGAGGUUGUUUGCGAGGUGGUGGAAGGGGACAUUACUCAGUUGGUGAUUCAGUUCCAGGAUAAGCUUGGUAAUGUUGUUGAGGGAAAUACUCAACUCCCUGUGGUGAGGAGGGAACUGCCCAAACAGCUUCGCCCAGGCUAUGUUUUUAACAUAGAAGCAGGAAAGCAAGCUCUGAGGAACAUCAACUCACUUGCCUUGUUUUCAAAUAUUGAAGUGAAUCCACGACCUGACGAGAAGAAUGAAGGCGGGAUUAUUGUUGAAAUUAAACUUAAAGAACUUGACCAAAAAACUGCUGAAGUCAGUUCAGAAUGGAGCAUUGUUCCUGGGCGUGGUGGACGUCCCACUUUGGCUUCACUGCAGCCCGGUGGAACGGUUACUUUUGAACAUCGAAAUAUCAAAGGAUUAAAUCGAUCUAUUCUUGGUACUAUAACAACAAGUAAUUUUUUUAAUCCUCAGGAUGAUCUUUCAUUUAAGCUUGAGUAUGUGCAUCCAUAUCUGGAUGGUGUCUAUAACCUACGCAAUCGAACUCUUCGAGUUAGUUGCUUCAACAGCCGAAAACUGAGUCCUGUAUUCACUGGCGGACCAGGGGCAGAUGAAGUUCCACCUAUAUGGGUUGAUCGAGCUGGUGUUAAAGCUAAUAUUACUGAGAAUUUCACCCGCCAAAGCAAAUUUACGUAUGGGCUUGUAAUGGAAGAGAUAAUCACACGAGAUGAAAGUAGUAAUAUCUGUCCAAAUGGCCAGAGGGCAUUGCUUGGUGGAGGUAUUAGUGCUGAUGGACCACCCACAACUCUGAGUGGGACUGGUACCGACCGGAUGGCAUUUUUACAGGCAAAUAUAACGCGGGAUAAUACAAAAUUCGUUAAUGGUGCUAUAGUUGGCGAGAGGAAUGUAUUUCAGGUAGACCAAGGCCUUGGGGUGGGGAGCAAUUUUCCGUUCUUCAACCGCCACCAGCUUACAUUGACGCGGUUUUUCCAGCUGAAGCAGGUGGAAGAAGGUGCCGGCAAACCCCCUCCUCCCGUGCUUGUCCUCCAUGGCCAUUAUGGUGGCUGUGUAGGAGACCUUCCAAGUUAUGAUGCUUUUACCCUUGGAGGGCCCUAUUCUGUGAGGGGUUAUAAUAUGGGUGAGUUGGGCGCAGCACGAAACAUCCUCGAGCUUGCAGCUGAGCUACGGAUCCCUGUUAAAGGCACACAUGUAUAUGCAUUUGCUGAACAUGGAAACGAUCUUGGAAGCUCGAAGGAUGUGAAGGGAAACCCAACUGAGGUAUAUAGGCGAAUGGGUCAUGGUUCGUCAUAUGGUGCUGGUGUCAAGUUAGGCCUUGUUCGGGUCGAGUAUGCUGUCGACAAUAACUCAGGCACGGGUGCUUUGUUUUUCCGAUUUGGAGAAAGGUUUUGAGAUAGUUUAAAUUUGUAUUCCAUUUUUGGUUAGUAUAGCCGGCUCUUUAGGUUGCGUGGUUGGAGAAUGUGGGAGCUGUAUUCUGAAGAUGAUAUGCAGAAUCAAGUUAAGAGUGAUUUUUUUUUUCUCCUUUGAAACUUGUCUAUUUUUUUACCAUUUUAUCUUGCCCCUUUUUUCUUUUUUUCUUUUUUACUUUGUUACCUUUCUGAUUAUGGUAAAUUAGCCCAAGGGGUGCAAGAAAAUCAUCCAUGCUAGGUUAAUUUUUUUUGCUUUGGUUUAAUUGUAUGCUCUGCUUGAACAAUAAUUCAACUUUAUGAAUAAUUUUACUGAUUCCAGAACUUGGAACGUUGCUAAGUAA
Molecule: messenger RNA, 2893 nt
Organism: Benincasa hispida (wax gourd)
Lineage: Eukaryota; Viridiplantae; Streptophyta; Magnoliopsida; Cucurbitales; Cucurbitaceae
Gene: TOC75-III
Product: translocon at the outer envelope membrane of chloroplasts 75-III
Biological process (GO): protein import into chloroplast stroma; chloroplast organization; intracellular protein transport
Cellular component (GO): chloroplast outer membrane
Molecular function (GO): protein-transporting ATPase activity
Source: RefSeq, a predicted model, not a curated record